AUGUUCUCAACUGCCAUUCUUCUUGUCACAGCUGCUGUGGCCUCCUCUGUGCUCGCCAAUCCCGUCUCCGACAGCAUGCGUCGCCAGGCAUCCGGCUUUAUCACGGGUGGACAGGCUACCUUUUACUAUCAGGAGGGAGGGUUCGGAUCCUGCGGCCAGCAAAACUCCGACAGCGCACUUAUUGCUGCCCUCUCUGCGGCGGAUAUUGCGCCUGGCGGGGGAGACUGUGGCCGCCGCAUCGAAAUCGUAAAUACGGCGAACGGCAAGAGUGUGGUAGCCGCUGUCGAGGACACAUGCCCCGGUUGUCCUUCUCAUUCGCUUGAUCUGUCUGUUGCUACUUUCGAUGCCAUCGGGGACGAAAGUAGCGGCAUUAUCCCGAUCGAGUACAAAUUCCUCGAUUAG
Peniophora sp. CBMAI 1063 is the source of this 402-nucleotide messenger RNA. NCBI's taxonomy places the organism in Eukaryota, Fungi, Basidiomycota, Agaricomycetes, Russulales, Peniophoraceae. The record is from the annotation of a GenBank genome assembly.